This is a messenger RNA of Tachyglossus aculeatus (Australian echidna), 1364 nucleotides long. RefSeq names its product ribokinase (gene RBKS). Bases 25 to 972 code for a protein of 315 amino acids. The record is from RefSeq and is a predicted model, not a curated record. Gene Ontology annotation, molecular function: ribokinase activity. The transcript is spliced from 8 exons. Lineage: Eukaryota; Metazoa; Chordata; Mammalia; Monotremata; Tachyglossidae. Gene Ontology annotation, biological process: D-ribose metabolic process.
GUACAGCGGCUCGGCCCUCCCACCAUGGCCGGGGCAGCAGCGGCAGGCCCGGUGGUCGUGGUGGGCUCUUGCAUGACGGACCUGGUCAGUCUUACCGCCCGCCUGCCGAAACCCGGAGAAACCAUCCACGGACAUGAGUUUUUUAUUGGCUUUGGUGGGAAAGGAGCCAAUCAGUGCGUCCAAGCUGCUCGGCUUGGGGCCAAGACUUCCAUGAUCUGCAAGGUUGGGAAGGAUUCUUUUGGCAAUGAUUAUAUAGAGAACUUCAAACGGAAUGGUAUUUCUACAGAAUUUGUCCAUCAGACCAAGGAUGCCUCGACGGGAGCGGCUUCAAUACUUGUCGAUAAUGAAGGGCAGAAUGUUAUCGUCAUAGUGGCUGGAGCCAAUAUGCUUUUGAAUUUCGAAGACCUGAAGAAGGCAACUGGUAUUAUUAGCAAAGCCAAAGUAAUGAUCUGUCAGCUCGAAAUUGCACCAAUUACGUCUCUGGAAGCCCUGAAGAUGGCCCGUGCCAGCGGAGUAAAGACGUUAUUUAAUCCAGCUCCUGCCAUUGCCGACCUCGAUCCACAAUUCUACACUCUUUCAGAUGUGUUCUGUUGCAAUGAAACUGAGACGGAGAUUUUAACUGGACUCCAGGUCGGCAGCCCUACAGACGCUGGGAAGGCGGGGGCCGUGCUUUUAGAAAGGGGCUGCAAAGUGGUCAUUAUCACCAUGGGAGCUGAAGGGUGUGUGUUGGUGUCCGAGGAAGAUCCAGUCCCAAAGCAUAUUCCCACUGAGAAAGUCGUCAAGCCUGUGGAUACCACGGGGGCUGGAGAUAGCUUCGUGGGCGCUCUGGCUUUCUACCUGGCUCACCACCCUGACCUGUCGGUGGAAGAAAUGGUCAGGAGAUCCAAUUUUAUUGCAUCAGUGAGUGUCCGGUCUUCAGGAACUCAGAGCUCUUAUCCCUUCAAAAAGGACCUACCCGGCAAUCUCUUUUAAUUCGGUAACGGUUUCUGAGUGGGCAGUUUGAAUAUGAAUGGGGAAAUGAAAAGAUGCCUCAUGCACCUCAAACGCUGUAAUUUGCCGUUUUUGAUUUAUGAAACUUGGUCUUUCUUUUAUUUCUGUCAAUAAGCGUGCUUUGCAAUAAGAUGACCUUUCAAGUCCAUCUUAGGGUGAUUGGCCCCUGGGCACACAACACUUAUUUUUACAUUGGCCCAGCUGAGGACACGAGGUAAGGUUUUUCUGUCCUAUCACUUCUUUACAUUGCUCCAAACCCAAAGUGGAAUUUUUAUUGUUAUAAAAUCUAAGUCUCUGGGGGGCCAGAAGGAUUCCUUACAGUAACAACAAAAAAGGUAGCGCAACUAAUCAAUAAAAUGUGCUUAUUUUAUGUA